Molecule: messenger RNA, 1462 nt
Organism: Oncorhynchus gorbuscha (pink salmon)
Lineage: Eukaryota; Metazoa; Chordata; Actinopteri; Salmoniformes; Salmonidae
Product: protein kish-A
Exons: 4
Coding region: 383-601 (72 amino acids)
Biological process (GO): intracellular transport; protein secretion
Source: RefSeq, a predicted model, not a curated record
AAUUUGCAAUCAUAACCGAAUGCUAGUUCCAUUUUGAUUUCUAUAAAUUGCUAUAUCUUUGUUUCCAUGCGUCAGGCUUGUUUGUAAACAAAGCUCGGGCAACGUAGCUUGCACUGCACACGUGUGGCUAAAUGCAAAACAUGUCGCACGUACCUGAAUGUCCGACCUACCUCAAACUGCACCAGCCUACGUUGUUAGAUAGUUGGAUGUGUCUUGUAAUAUAUGAGGGUCGACAUUUAAACCUACAACAGCUGCAAAAAUAUAGUUUAAAUGGCAAAACGCCACGGUUUCAGGUCGUCUACUGUUCCCUACACGUCAUCUGUCUGCGACGCUACGGGAAUUGUGAGGUGGCAGCUAGCUAGGUAGCGGACCUACCUCCGACAUGUCUGCCAUAUUUAACUUCCAGAGCCUGCUGACAGUGAUCCUAUUGCUCAUUUGUACCUGUGCCUAUCUCAGAGCCAUGGCACCCAGUCUCCUGGACAAGAACAAGACCGGCCUCUUGGGUAUCUUCUGGAAAUGUGCUAGAAUAGGUGAGAGGAAGAGUCCGUACGUGGCGGUUUGUUGUGUCGUCAUGGCCCUCUCCAUCCUCUUCUCCGACUAGCAACCCACCCUGCCCCGCCACGCCCUGCACACUGGGAUUCCUAGUGGCAGAAUAAAGAAGACUGAGUCAUUCAGGAGAAGCAACAGCAGUAUCUCCACUCUCAGAGGCCUGUAUGGGACACAGCUGUGUUUCUUUUCGGUGGGGUGCCGUGGGGGGCGCGGUUAAUGUUCUGUAGUAACACAUAGGGACCCACUCUAGAGAAGAUCACAAGCCUCCUUCUCCAUCACUCCCUCAUCCUUCUGGUGGCCAUUUCACAGUUUAGCCUCAAUCAGUUGUUAACCAACGGCCUCCUGGAUCUCUCUGUAAACACUGACAGUUGUUGUCCUCUGAUAUUAACCGUAGGGAUUGCCCCAUGUUUUUCACUGCACUCUGAUUUGUAAUGAGGUCCAUAUGGUAGAUGGACAGAUUUUGGGGAGGAGUGUUUUGAGGAGUUGACUGUUUUUCUGUACAUAAGACUCCAUUGAUUAGACUAUUGGACAGUUGUGCCUUUCUGUAACCCAGGAUUGUUUUUUUCAUUGAUCACUGGGGGUAUGUCACGAAGUGGCUAAAUUUCAAAAACAUUAACCCCGUAUUCAACUUAAAUUAUCAUUCAGAAAAUAAGUAUUUGAUUAGUGUAAACUAGCUAACUGAUCCUGUUUGGUGAAACGCGACCCUGUGGUAGUGUUCCAUGUUGUCUUUUUUUUUUUAUUCCAUGUUGUCUUUUUUUAUUCCAUGUUGUCUUUUUUUUUAUUCCAUGUUGUCUUUUUUUUAUUCCAUGUUGUCUUUUUUUUGUUGCAGUCGUGAGAUUUGAUGGUCUGUGCAGCGCGACAGGCUGUGAGGCUGAUACCUAAAGCUUAUUAAAGAUCAGUGAUACCAUCAAGA